Messenger RNA from Penicillium malachiteum, 846 nucleotides. Its product is annotated as RTA1 domain-containing protein. Gene Ontology annotation, cellular component: membrane. The record is from RefSeq and is a predicted model, not a curated record. The transcript has 2 exons. Lineage: Eukaryota; Fungi; Ascomycota; Eurotiomycetes; Eurotiales; Aspergillaceae. The annotation marks the transcript as partial.
CCGUCUUCAUCAAUCAUCAUGUCCGAUUAUGUCCUCUACAACUAUACCCCCUCACUUGCGGCCGCAGUUAUUUGCAUGCUUCUUUUUAUUACUUUUACGUCCGGCCACAUAUUCUUCGUUUGGAAGCAUAAGACAAAAUUCUUCAUUACAUUUAUAAUUGGUGGCUUAUUCGAAACAAUUGGAUAUGGAGCACGAGCAGUCAACGCCCACGAAGCCCCGAAUUACGCCACUAUGCCCUAUGCCUUACAGAGCCUUUUUAUUUUACUGGCCCCCUCUCUCUUUGCCGCAUCGAUUUAUAUGAUUCUUGGCCGAAUCAUAUGUUUAGUGGAUGGUAAUUCUAGAUCUCUGAUUCGCUCAACUAAAUUGACAAAGAUGUUUGUGCUGGGCGACGUGUUGUCAUUUUUUAUUCAGAGCGGAGGAGGUGCAAUUAUGUCUGGUGCUAAAACAUCCAGUAAACUGAAACUCGGUGAAGAUGUUAUUGUCGUUGGUUUGAUCGUCCAAAUUAUCUUUUUUGGGUUCUUUGUCGUUGUCUCUGUCGUCUUUCAUAAGCGCAUGGAGAGCAAUCCCACCUCAGCAGCAAUGUCUACUCCAGUGAAGUGGCAGCAGUACAUGUUUGUACUUUAUUCAGCAAGCGCUAUGAUUAUGAUCCGUUGUCUAUAUCGCGUCAUUGAGUAUAUUCAAGGAUCCACUGGCUUUCUGCAAAGCCACGAGUAUUUUGCGUACGCAUUUGAUACUUCGCUGAUGCUUAUAGUCAUGCUCAUCUUCCUGAUUUUCCACCCAAGUCAAAUCACUUCUCAGGGACGUGCUAAAUUGGAUGAUGUGGAGCUCAUGCGUGGAGACAUAUAG